AAGAAGCGCACUAAGGGGAAGCUCCAGCCAACAUGAAUACACCGUAGGCGAGUGCUUUGGAUUCACACUAAUAAAUGUCUUUAAACGCCAAAGGAAGGAAUCGUCUCAUGGUCGCUGACUUUAGCUGAGAGCACAUUUCUAGUGUUGAAGAUAUUUCAGUGAAAUUUACUUUAUCUUUAGGUCUCACCUGCGUGGACUCGGCUCCCAUCUUUAGCUAGCUGUCUGUUGUCAUUAGCUGCUGUGGUGAACCAGCUGAGCAGAGACAUGUCAGAGUCCGGCCACAGUCAGCCCGGGAUGUACGGGCAGGGACGCCGGAGGAGGCGACGCCGGGGAGACAGAGAUGCCGGACCACCGGGGCAAAAUCUGUCCGGUCCCAGUCGAGACCGAGAGUAUCAACCGAGGGAGCGAAGGGAUGGAAGCGAAGAUCCACCAGGCCCACUCAUUCAGAAGACCCCCAUCAUCCUUGCAAAACCCCCCGGAGAAAGGGCCAAGCCGUCACAGAAUGCACCCAUCAGUGGAGCUCCGGUCCUGGAGAAGCCCAUCAUGCUAAUGAAAGCCAGGGACGACGGAGGGAAGCCAGGGACCCCUCCAGAAACGGCAGCUCAGCCCUCUGGACCAGGGCCCUCCAAGAUGGAGAGGGAGGGGCAGAGGCCCACUCAGCCUGUUUACCAGAUCCAAAACAGAGGAAUGGGAGCUUCUGCAUCGAGCAGCGCCGUGGACCAAAAAAGGAAAGUAAACCUUAAAUCUUUCCAUAUGACUUCAGCCAUGGUCGGUCAGUCUAAACUCCUCCCUCCGGAGAAGAUGAAGCACAGCAUUAAGCUCGUGGAUGAUCAGAUGAAUUGGUGUGACACUGCCAUGGAGUAUCUGAGGGACCAGACAGAUAUGUUGGUGGUGGGAGUCAUUGGCCUGCAGGGAAGUGGGAAAUCUACCAUCAUGUCACUGUUAUCUGCCAACACGCCUGAGGAAGAUCAAAGGGGUUAUGUGUUCAGAGCGCAGACACAAGAAAUCAAGGAACGAGGAGGAAACCAGAGCACAGGCAUCGAUUUCUUCAUCACACAAGAGAGAGUCAUCUUCUUGGAUACACAGCCAAUGCUCAGCCCAUCUAUUCUCGACCACCUCAUCAACAACGAUCGCAAGUUGCCUCCAGAGUACAACCUCCCUCACACAUAUGUUGAGAUGCAGUCUCUGCAGAUCGCCGCAUUUCUGUUCACCGUGUGCCAUGUGGUCAUUGUUGUUCAAGACUGGUUCACUGACUUAAAUCUGUACAGGUUUCUUCAGACUGCUGAAAUGCUGAAACCUUCUACUCCGUCUGCAAGCCACGACAGCACUGGCUCCUCAGGCAAUGACGAUGGAGCAGAGUACUAUCCUCACAUAGUGUUUCUCCAGAAUAAGGCCAGACGAGAUGAUUUCUGCCCAAGGAAUCUGAAGAACAUGCAUAUGGUGGUGGACAAAUUAAUGACCCACUCUCAUCUCAAAUACAAAGGUACAUUGUCCAUGCUCGACUGCAAUAUCUUUCCUGGCCUGGGGCAGGACUAUCUGGCAACUGAAGUCAACAUGUUCCUCCUUCCUAUGCAGGAAAACGAUGGGGAAGAUAAUCUGACUAAAGCAGGGUCGGGAACAUAUCCGCUCUUCUCCCUGCUCCCGGGAUACAGAGGACAUCCUGCCUUCUCCACCAUGGUUUCAAAACUCCGCAGCCAAAUACUGGCCAUGCCCCGCUGUCAGCUGUCACAUACCAUCCUCACUGAGAAAAACUGGUUCCAUUAUGCAGCUCGAAUCUGGGAUGGGGUGAAAAAGUCUUCGGCCCUCUCUGAAUACAGCCGCCUGCUCUGCUAACCUGUUGGUUUAUCUGCUGUUCUCCACAAGACCAGAUUCAAGAUGUUAUGUCUGAUAAUCAGGUCACAGAGAGAAGACCUUGGCACUGAAAGUUGAGAUGGUUGUUUGCACCCUACAGAAGGGACAAGUGAACCCUGCCAGUGUUGAAGAGUCUGAUAUAAAGCAGGACACCUUCUCUAAGCUUUGGCGGGAGAAACAACCUGCAGACUCUUGGCACUCUGCGUCAGUAAGCUGCACAGCCCUGCCAUGUUGAACAGACGCAGCAGCAGCAGCCUGUACAGCAGUGGUGAGCAAAAGGGAAGUAACCAGUUGUCUGCACAUGUUCAAGCAGGAUGUGAUAAUUUAUUUUUAUGCAAGACAUGAGAAUAUCUGGGGGUAUCUUUUCUUUCAACCCUCCAAAAGGGAGUAAUGUACAGUUACCCAGAAAAUAA
Molecule: messenger RNA, 2264 nt
Organism: Plectropomus leopardus (leopard coralgrouper)
Lineage: Eukaryota; Metazoa; Chordata; Actinopteri; Perciformes; Serranidae
Source: RefSeq, a predicted model, not a curated record